AGGGCGGAGCAUGUUCGUGCCAACGUCAGGAAGAUAAAGUUACACUGGACGGAAGGAGCAGGUUAUGCAGCGGAGGAGAAACUAUGCCGAAAAGUCAACUUAGAGUAAGAGUCAAAUAGGUAAAUGAUGUAACUUUAUCCAGGUUAAAUUGGUGUUUUCCCUCGUUAUAUAUUUGAACAAUGCUGUAAUCUAUGUUGUCAUGUCAGUUUCACCAGAUGAACAUUCUUUGUCAGACUGUGAAAGUUCAAUCAAGGACGUUGGUACGUUGCUAGCUAAAUUAGCUGAACGUUGAUCAUGCUGAAGUAUCAGUCAAUGCCGCUACAGUUACACUUGCAACUGUAAACACGUUUAACAUGCUGUUAGCGCUGAAAUUAACAUAGGCCUAUAACUUCUUGUUGACGCCUUUUCACUGUCUGUCCGGAUCGCUUUGCGGAUUUUUCGGCUACGAAAUCAUUGCCAUCAUAAAAACCUACAGAUUUAUGAAUAUCUGUUAGACAUUCAUUCAGCAGCCCAUUCAGUAAGAUUCAUCAAACGAUUCAUUUAUUCUUUACGUAAGCGAAGCACACCCUUUCAUAUUUUUGCAGACCUGCUUUAUGUAGAUUAUAUUAAUUGGGCCACUUACGCUACAGGACGGAGCUAUUAAAAAGGGAAACACCACGGCACACUUUCCCAGGCUUUGCCACAGUGAUGAGUCAGGGGGAUAUGAAGCAGCCUCUCCUGAGGUCUCCACGGCGCCCGCAGGGCUCCCUAUCUGACCCUGGCACUGACGCUCCUCUAGUGGGGAUCCUUGGCACGGGAGAUUUCUCUCGUUCUUUAGCGCAGCGGUUGCUGGCAUCCGGCUACCGGGUGGUGGUCGGCAGCCGCUGUCCCAAACGCUCCAGUGGGCUCUUCCCUGAGGAGGCUGAUGUGACGACCCAACAGGAGGCCGCUUCACAGGCCGACCUGGUGUUCGUGGGGAUGUUUGUGGAGCACUAUUCGACGCUAAGUGGACUUAAAGAGAUUUUAGCUGGGAAAAUACUGGUGGACGUCAGCAACGGCAUGCGCAUCAACCACGAUGAGCCUUCCAACGCGGAGCAGCUCGCGGCGCUCUUCCCUGACAGCGUGGUGGUGAAGGGCUUCAACGUCAUCUCCGCCUGGACGUUGCAGACCGGGCCAAGAGACGGCAGUAGACAGGUGCAACUGUGUGGUGACAAUGCAGUGGCCAAGAACUCGGUGGCCCAGCUGUGCCGGGAUAUGGGCUUCAUUCCUGUGGACCUGGGGCGCCUCAGUUCAGCGCGAGACAUUGAAAAUUCCCCUCUGCGCCUCUUCCCCACGUGGACGACACCCGUCCUCUGCGCCCUCUCCCUCUUUCUCUUCUUCUACCUCUUCAACUUCCUGCACGACGUCCUCCACCCCUACAUCACAUCUGGCAGGAACGUCUUCUACAAGCUGCCCAUCGACACCGUCAACGUCACACUUCCGGCCGUCGCCAUGGUGAUGCUGGCGCUGGUGUACCUUCCCGGUCUGCUGGCAGCGUUCCUCCAGCUGUGGCGCGGCACCAAGUACCGCCGCUUCCCCGAGUGGCUGGACCGCUGGCUGCAGGCCCGCAAGCAGAUGGGCUUGCUGGCUUUCCUGUGUGCCGCACUGCACGCCGUCUACAGCCUGUGUUUGCCCAUGCGGAGGUCGGCCCGCUACAAGAUGCUCGACGCCGCCUUCAGGCAGGUGAAGGAGGGUCGGGCUGUGUCGUGGGUGGAGGAGGAAGUAUGGAGGAUGGAGCUGUACGUCUCUGCAGGCAUUCUGGCCCUGGGGCUGCUCUCGCUACUGGCAGUGGCGUCUCUGCCCUCUGUGGGCAACUCCCUCAACUGGAGAGAGUUCACCUUUAUACAGUCCCGGUUGGGCUACACCGCCCUGUUGAUGUCCACCCUCCACACCCUGCUGUUUGGCUGGGACAGGGCCUUCCAGCCAUCCCAGUACCACUUCUACCUGCCCCCCACCUUCAUGCUGGCACUGACCCUGCCGUGCGCGGUGCUGCUGUGCCGACUGGCGCUGGCUCUCCCCUGCGUGGCGCGGCGCCUGGCCCGUAUCCGGCGCGGAUGGGAGAGGCAGCGCUGCAUCCGCUUCCAGCUGCCUGAGGAGGAGAGGAACGGAGUGGAGGACAUCAGUAAUGUGUGAGUUUGUGUGUGUGUGUGUGUGUGUGUGUGUAGGAGACACAGCCAUGCACAUCCGGGGGCUAUCCCAGAAAGCGAGUUUUGUUAAAACUCUGGGUUUGUUACUGUUGAGAUGAGGGAAACUCUGAGUUGUCCAUUCCAGAAAAAGAGGAAACUCAAACUUUCUGUCUGCUACCACGGUAAAAAAACAAAUCUGCAACACUGCUGCCGACCUUUGUAAAGCUGUUCCCCCAUGUCAUUAGAAAAUCAAUAAAAGUAUUACUGUUUGUUCCGUAAAAAUCAUCUUUGUGCAGUUUUGAGUAAUGACACAUUAUAUUUUCUGGCCACUGUCUACAGUAACUGCCUCUGUGAACCUAACCUGCUCGCUGGCAGGUUUUCUUUAACAAACGAUGAGUUUCUGCCCAUGUCAUCCCUCCUGCUGAGCAGCUAUUGGACAUGGGUCCUCGUUUACCCGUCACUGUUGAACCCACAUUCAUUUGCAUAGCCUUAUAUGUCAGGAGAGGAUUUUGAGACCCCAAAUGAAUGUGCCAUCAUUCGAUGAUGACUACCUAAUCAAACGUUACCAUUUUUUAAAUAAACAUACAAUUUUCUUCAGUAAUAUUGCACCACUUUUUCACCUGUAGCCUAAUAUUAAAAGAAAGUGUGGUUAAAUUAAUAAUUGCAUUCAAACUCAUUGACACAGCAAAUUAAUAUAAGUGUAGCAGUUCUUAGAAAUCAUCAUUUGUGCUGUUAGGGUUUUAAGUCAUUUUUUUGUCCCUCGGCCAGAAAAUGAAAUGUUUAAUUACUUAAAACCACACAAACGAUAUAUUUUUUUCCACAUAAAUGAACAGUAAUAAUUAUAUAAAUGUUCUAAUGACAUGGGGGAACAGCUUCACAAAGAUCUGCAGCAGUGUUACUGUUUUUUGUUUCAUCGUUCGGAAAUGUGCUCAUACUCACCAUGGCAUGUAUCAGAGUGGUGAAGUAGGAGGACCUUGUCUGUUUUCUUGCUGGUUGCCAUGGUGAUCUGUAGUAUUGGAGCUCCAUUUAAUGAUUGAUUUUUUUUUUUAUAUUCAUCAGGCAUGUGCUUAACCUCUGAGUGAACAUACUCCGAGUUGAUUGAACUAACUCGGAUCAGCUGUUCUGGAACAGAAAACUCAGAGUUUCCCAUCUCCCACUCCGAGUUCAAGGUUAGGCUCAGAGUUUGAUACACCUGCUGGAAUACCCCCCCCCC
Molecule: messenger RNA, 3357 nt
Organism: Clupea harengus (Atlantic herring)
Lineage: Eukaryota; Metazoa; Chordata; Actinopteri; Clupeiformes; Clupeidae
Gene: steap3
Product: STEAP family member 3, metalloreductase
Exons: 5
Coding region: 688-2151 (487 amino acids)
Biological process (GO): copper ion import
Cellular component (GO): endosome; plasma membrane
Molecular function (GO): cupric reductase (NADH) activity; ferric-chelate reductase (NADPH) activity
Source: RefSeq, a predicted model, not a curated record